Molecule: messenger RNA, 805 nt
Organism: Panicum virgatum (switchgrass)
Lineage: Eukaryota; Viridiplantae; Streptophyta; Magnoliopsida; Poales; Poaceae
Exons: 3
Coding region: 263-538 (91 amino acids)
Source: RefSeq, a predicted model, not a curated record
GAUUCACAUACCCAUCAUAUCCCAGGGGAGCAAUGAUAAUAGUAUAUCUGCAAUCUAUUUUGUCUACGGUGGUGCUGGUGCAUGCCUCCUUUUGAUUGAGUUCUUGCAGACAACUCACAUCUGCAGGUUCCUUUGUGUCCAAACCAAGGAAAGGCACAGGUUCCUCUCCGUCCCCUGCCAUUUCUGCUGCUUCAUUCUCCCCUAGCUAGCUUUUCUCUCCUGUGUCUCUCUCUUCAAGCUGGCUGUAUGCUCCUCGCGAGCCAUGGAGCCCAGGAAGUCGAGUUAUCUUGUCGCCGUCGUCUUGGCUUCGCUCUUGCUGUCCGCCAUGGCAGGAGGGCAUAGGAAGAAGCUGCUGAGCAAACAUGGUGCAGGAUCGACGGAGACGACGGAAGAAUCCAUGCAGCCGCUGCAGGAAGACGACGAAGCGGCUGUGGUGGUCCACGAGAGGAUUCUGAAGCAGGUGCGGAUGGACGACUACGGGCGCUCCGACCCUACUCCGACCAUGUCCAAGCCUCACUUCAAGGACAUACCUAACUAGGCACACAGGCCAACCCAUGCAUUCAGGUCCUCGAAUAUAUAUAAGUUGCUGCUUGCUAGCCGCUCCCCCUUAGACAUAUAUAUGUGCCACAUAUUUGUCGAAUAAGUUCCAUGUAUCAUCACCAUGUCCAGCUUGAUUAUAUAUGUGUACAUUACCUGUUGAUACAUGUGCAUGUAUCUCUGAAAUUCAAAACCUAUCAAUCAUUACUUAAGGGAGCUGGUAGUAUAUAUAUUUGUCGUCGCCGUCAGAAGAAGAAUUUGUAUUUAA